Molecule: messenger RNA, 477 nt
Organism: Ichthyophthirius multifiliis
Lineage: Eukaryota; Ciliophora; Oligohymenophorea; Hymenostomatida
Exons: 2
Biological process (GO): protein folding
Cellular component (GO): cytoplasm; microtubule cytoskeleton
Molecular function (GO): GTP binding; GTPase activity
Source: RefSeq, a predicted model, not a curated record
AUGGGAUUAUUAAAAAUACUAAAAAAAACUAAAGAAAAAGAAAAGGAAAUGCGAUUAUUAAUAUUGGGUUUAGACAAUGCCGGUAAAACAACGAUUUUAAAAAAAUUUAACGGCGAAGAUAUAGAUAAAAUAUCCCCUACACUAGGUUUUAACAUAAAAACUUUAUAAUACGAAGCUUAUAAAUUAAAUGUAUGGGAUGUAGGUGGUUAGACUACAAUAAGGUCCUACUGGAGGAAUUAUUUUGAAUAAACAGAUGGUUUAAUAUGGGUUGUUGACAGUUCAGAUAAAAUGAGAUUAUAAGAUUAUAUAGCUGGAUCUUUAACAUGUGAAGAAAUAAAAGAAUAUCUAGCUUUAGAUAAUAUAUCAACAAGACAUUGGGGAAUCAUACCUUGUUCGGCAGUUACUGGAGAUGGACUAUUAGAAGGAGUUGAUUGGAUUGUUAUGGAUAUUGCAUCAAGAAUUUUUAUGAUGAAUUGA